AUGCGGAGGCUGGAUAAGCGGUUUAAGAAGCUGGACCUGGAUGAGUCCGGAGAGCUGAGUGUGGAGGAGUUCAUGUCUCUGCCUGAACUGAAGGACAACCCCCUGCUCCAAAGAGUCAUCGACCUGUUCGACCAGGACGGCAACGGGGAGGUGGACUUCAGAGAGUUCCUGGAGGGUGUGAUGCAGUUCUCUGAUCUAUGA
Messenger RNA from Knipowitschia caucasica, 201 nucleotides. The record is from the annotation of a GenBank genome assembly. NCBI's taxonomy places the organism in Eukaryota, Metazoa, Chordata, Actinopteri, Gobiiformes, Gobiidae.